GCGGUUGUGCGGCGUGAGCGUGACGGGAGGGGGCGGCGCGCGGCCGGAAGUGCCCCGCGGCGGGAGCGCGCAGCGGAACCCCAAUGCACGGGAGCCCCUCUGGGAGGGGAGCCGCCCCGAGCCGCGGCGGAGCGGGGCCAGGAGCCGGGUGUCCGCCCCAGCUCUUAAAUUAGCUGUUUGUUGGCACUUGACAACUGUAGAUAACCAAGACGAUGGCUGCCAGCAAGAACAAGAACCAGAGUUCUAUGGCCCUGCACAAAGUAAUCAUGGUUGGCAGUGGAGGCGUGGGCAAAUCAGCACUUACACUUCAGUUCAUGUAUGAUGAGUUUGUAGAAGACUAUGAACCUACGAAGGCUGACAGUUAUAGAAAGAAAGUAGUUCUGGAUGGGGAUGAAUUCCAGAUAGACAUUCUGGAUACAGCGGGACAGGAGGAUUAUGCAGCUAUUCGAGACAACUACUUCCGCAGUGGGGAGGGAUUUCUCCUUGUCUUCUCAAUAACCGAAUACGAAUCCUUUACAGCAACAGCAGAGUUAAGGGAACAGAUCCUGCGUGUGAAGGCUGAAGAGGACAAAAUCCCGUUGCUUGUGGUGGGAAAUAAAUCUGACCUGGAAGAGCGGAGGCAGGUGCCUGUGGAGGAGGCCAGAAGUAAAGCAGAGGAGUGGGGUGUGCAGUAUGUAGAAACUUCUGCCAAAACUAGAGCAAAUGUAGAUAAGGUAUUCUUUGAUCUAAUGAGGGAAAUCAGAGCAAAGAAAAUGUCAGAAAACAAAGACAAGAACGGGAAGAAAAGUGGCAAGAGCAAGAAAAGUUUUAAAGAAAGAUGUUGUUUACUGUGAUCCUUAGGACCUAUAAAUAUCUACAGAUGGAACGAAUAAGAUUUACUACUAAGGAUAUAGGGCUGGAUUCAUGAAAGGAAGUUUGUAUUGACUCCCUAUGCUAUUUUUAUUCACUUACCGCCUUUUUAAAAUGAAAAAAAUUAAUUUGUGAACCAUUAGUCAACAGAAAUUUGAGCCUAUGUACACUGAAAUGGGCUCACCUUGCCAGCAACUUUCAAAGCUAGAAUUUUACCAGCAAAUAUGGUUCUUUGGGCAUUUUAUUUGUCUGAUUGCAGGAAAUAAUUCCAUGUCAUGUCAAGUAGCUUCUUGAUGUCUUUUCAGAUCUGAUCUCCCCCUCCCCCAACCUGUAUUAGCCUCACCAAACAUCUCUGGCUGUCUUUUUAAGUUCAGCCACAUUUUUCAGUGUCUGUGCACUCGCUGACUUUGUCAUUUUUGUAUUAAUAAUAAUUAUAGACAAACCAAUACCUGGCAAGACUUUGAGGUUCUCACAGUCUUUAAGUGGCUGUUGAUAUUUUUUCAGACUAUCAGAAGUCUACUUGAAUACCAACAUUUGAAGAUUUGGGAGUUGUCAUUCAAAAGCAAAUUAGCUAUGUCUGUUUGAUUAUGAGUCAAUGCAGCAUUCAUGAAUCGAGCCUGACUGAAAUCAGACUUUGUUUGGUAAUGCAACAUUUAGUAUUUAAAUACUGGUUAGUUGUCUUCCCAAUUGGCUCGUUUCCUCUCAAGUUUUUUUUUUUUUUUUUAAACAGAACAAAACAAAAAGCAAUUAUUUGUUGGGUGGGUAAGUGACCUAAAACAAUAGUGUUUAUUUUUUUUAGAAAGGAAACAAAUUGGCACUGAUUUAAAAAAACAAACCCCAAAAUUUGUAGCAUUCUGUAUUGAGGCUAGACUCAUACAGUCGCUUCUAUUUCAUCUGCUCUUUACUCCCCUUUUCCUCAAAAUCAUUAUCUUAACUGUUUAAAGUGCAGAUUGUCUAUUUUGUUACAUUGUAAUACAUGUAUUCAUGUCAUGGAGAUGUGAAAACUACUGCAUCUCUGCUUUCUGUUUUGUUUAAGAGAAACUUUUUUUUUCUUUUUGGGAAAGGACAUAGGCCACCGAUCACAAAACUAUGCAAGUGGAACCAGUGUGAGGCUUUUGUGCUACCUCGCAAUUUGACACAGUUACUUGGCUAAUAAGUAAGUUGCUAAAUGUCAGAAACAAAGCUGAAAUGAAGUUAGGCAACUGUCCUAUAUUAUGUUACUUGCCGUUAAUUUUUACUGUACUGUUCUUCUGCACAUUUAUCUAAAAUAUGAAGACAUUUUUUCUGAGUUUCGCUGUCAAAGCUGCAGUUGUUGAAGUUAGUCCUAAAUGAUCAGCUACAUUAGAAUAGAAAUAGGGGAAAUAUAUGCGAAACAUAUUUAGCAGUUCUUGUCUCUGUGUCAGACGUAUUUCACUUAAAUACCUUUUGCAACUUAAUGGUGUCAAUCAAGUUCUGUUGCCAAAAAUAUGUAUUUCCAUCUUGUUGCUGUAGCAGAGAUUGUCAACCUUUAUAAUUAUCCUGCUUCUGGAAUACAUUUUGUACAGUUUCCCAAUGAAUCCUAGAAAAACUCCUGUUUGAAUUUUAAAAAAGUAGACAAAUAUAUUAUCUGAAAACUAAUCAUUUUUCAACUUGUCAUCUGAUUUGUGACUUCAUAUACAGCUACAAUGAGAAAGGAAUAAGAUGUGGAAAGGAGCAGUGUAGUGAAGGGUAUCUAAGCACUAAACAAACUAGUAUCGUUAGCUCAAUCUUUAAAUGAGUGGGAGAAGUGCAGAGGCAGGAAGGGCUUAAUUCAAAAUUUAAUAAAGUAUCUAGGCUUGGCAGAAUUUGAUUCUUUUUUUAUAAUUUUGACAUCGAUUAUUUUUAAGCAUUUUUUAUUAUCUAUUUUAAAUGUUCACAGUUGCUGGAAUUUAUGGGGAGCAGGUCAGGCACUAAUUAUUUAGUGACACUGAGAUUCAAAAAAGUUAGUUUUUUAACCAGACACAAAUUGUCAACAUCACAUGUUAAAAUUUACAAAAUAAAUAUCUUUGUCACAUUCUGAUAAGUUCUCAAGCAGCAUUUUUCUUUGUCUGCCUCUCUGUAAAUUUUGAUGAUCAUCAAUGGAAAUAUUUUUUCAUUUGUUUGUGCUUGUGUCGUGACAUCAACACUUACCAAUAAAAAUCUAAUUCUUCCAAGCCUGAACAUAGCUAACAUCUAGGAUUACUGAAACCUAUUCUUCUUAUCAGAUGUGCUAGAUUGCUGCUCUUGUGCAUUCCACUUGGAGAUUUGAAAAGGAAAAUAAAUAUGCAGUGGAAAAUAAAUAUGCACCCUUAUGAGACUGAGGUCUUGUAUGGAGUUCUGCGUUUCCUUUCCCAUUAAUUCAUUGUCAUCCACAUCUUGAUUUUACUAUUUGUCAAGCGACAUAUCGGCAUGGGAGAAUCAUGUAUUAAAUCAAGGGUGCUGUAAUCUGUUUUAUUGUUAGGUUAAAUUCCUGUAUAGUUCUAGGCAGGCCAUUUUUUCUACCCAUAAAAGUUUGAAAAUGUUAGCCUUUAGAACUGGACAAUAAGGGUCAGAAUGGCACUACAAAGCUAGCUUGAUUAUAGAGCAUAGAAACAUGAAAAUGUAGGAGCCAUUUGGCUCUUAAAAUAUCUGUAAACAAGGUUGUUAUUUUUUUAUCUAAACCCUGUGCAAGAGCACUGGGUGUAGUUAGAUGUUAUAUAACUUAAAGGGAUGCAAUUGGGUGAGAUGUUAUAACACGUUUCUUUACAGUGUCACUCAUAGUGUGUUAAAUGCUUAAACUUUUCAUUUUUAAUAGUCUGACUUUUUCAUUGACUGUCCACUCUUUGCAUUUCUUGAUCUGAAAAAUGAAUAUAGUCUAGUCAGUUUUACUUCUGUUUAUAGUCUCUCUAUACAAGUCCCUUUCAAAUUCUCCUGGGUAAGCACAAUGCUUCAGUGUUUGUACUGAAAAUAUAGCAUGUAAAUCUUCAUUCUUGGAAGAAACUGUUCUCACUGGAGUUUUAGAAAGAUUGAUGGGAACACAGGUAUUGGUAAGUUGUUUAAGUAACAUAUGUAUUUUUGGUCCAAAUCUCUCUUCCUAACCUCACUUUAAAAUCUUACAUUCUUACAAGUCUAAGUGCAGCUAUCAUGCUGACCUCUGGUAUUCUUUAAUAGCAUUGAGAGGAGAAACAAGCACAUAAAAUAUGCCUAAAUCAAGGUUUACUGGAGUGUAAGAUUUAAUUAGAAAGUGAUUCAAGUUGCUCACAAAUCAGAGUGCACUCGGCAAGGGUCUCAAACAGGCAGCUCACUUAGAACUGAUGUAGAAGCGAGUAUGUAUGUUGAGCUAAUACCCAAAGAUCCCAUUAAUCUUUUUAGAAAUUUUGCAGUAUUUGAUAAGAGAGACUUUUAAAAACAAAAUGGAUGAGUUGUUCUUGCACGAGGCAUACCAGUGUGUUGUAAUCCCCCAUCAGACUUACUGGAGAGAGAGCAGCACUUAUUCGUAACGUAGAAUGAGGACGGUGACUCUCAACAGUAGUAAGAAAUGAUUUUGUCCUUUUGAGUUAAACUUGCUUCUGAGGAGGAUGCUUAGCAGGUUUAUGUUCUUUACUCAUUAACACUUUUUUCUAAACAUCACAGCAUUUGCAUCAGUGGAGCAGAAGGCUUAAGAGCACAUUCUGUUAGAGCUUUCAGUGUGUUCUCUCUUUUCCAAAACCAAAAAGUCACUUAAGAACUUGAUACGGCAGCUUUUCAGUUUUAGCUUUCAGUUAUGACAAAUGCAGAAAAGAAAACUUUCGUGGAAGUCUCUUAGUUCAGUGGCUGUGAACAAGGUAGCUACCUUGAUUCAAACAAAAUUACAUAAGUGAGCAACAUUUCUCUUUGGAAAUACUUGUGUGAAGAACUACUAGUCUGAUUUUAAUAUACCAGGCAAUAAAGUGUACCCCUGGCCUGGAAGUUGCAUGGAGGUGAUGCAUUCAACCCCUUGUCUUGGGACAUGCCUUACACUUCAGCUGUUCUCUGUCUUCCCAAGCAGAGGGAGUUCCAGAGUGGCCACAAGUGAUUUCCAGUUCUGCUUGGCUGGAGGUACAUUAGCUCUACAGAGGAUUGUUAAGACUUCAGUAGUAAUUAAGGGGUGGAGGAAAGAAAUAUGGCUUCUUGUCAUGGGGCUUUAAGAAGGGGCUGAAGGCAACUUUAAUUUCUGAACUGUUCCAAGUUUAGAUGAGCAAUCAUAAUUCAAGUGUGGAAAGUGAAGAGAACUUGGUAGGCUAGCAAACAAUUAUAUCCUCCUACCCGUGUGAAUUAAAGCAAUUGAAGGUUAUACACCUGCAGGUUUUGAAGGUCAGGUUAAAGCAGGGUUGGGAUCACAGGAAAAAACUCUCCCAUCAGAUUAGAAUGGCAGAGCUUUCCAAUGAUUAUCUGCACUCCUUAAAAUAUGGAUGCAUAGAACAAGUAUUUGUGAAAUCGAUGGGAGCCUGAUAGUCAUGUAGGAGAAGAAUGCCAGAAGAACUUGAAUAUAUUACUAUUGCAAAAUGUGAUUUUAAAUAUUAAAAUUGGGGGGUAACUGGAUGGCAUGGGAAUGGGGAUACACAAUCUUUCCUUUGCUGAUGGUCCCAAUAUAGUCCACUUCAGUAGAGAGUGUGGUUACACUCUGAAGGCUGUCUACCACGUCAGAGGUUUCAUUUCUAGUCUGUGUAGACAGUUAUCCACAGGGCAACCUACCAGCACCCUUGGAUCCUGUCUCUGAAAGGUGCCAAGGAUUAAAUGUGUAUGGAAACUGACCUGACCUCUCAUCCUUGGAGGGGAUCUCUCCAGGUCAGGUUGAUACAUUGAUAAAACAAAGUGGAGAGAAGCUUUCACUGUUGCUAUCCAUUACAUACUUGUUCUGUGGAUGGAUAUAUAUUGGAUAUGUUAAUCUAACAUCUGAGAGCACCCUGGACAAAUUCACAUGAGGUUUGUUUGAGUCCGUGGGAAGAAGCACACCUACAUAUUUACUGGGCAUUAUAUGUUGAUAUGACUUCAAUAGCAGCCAAUAAAAGUUCCCUUCUACCCUGUAAAGUUGUUUGCUAUGCAUUUUAGAAUAGAAUCAAAUUAAAAUAACCUUGGGUAUUAAAAUUGCAAAGCAUGAAUCUUCUUUCACAUGUAAUAGAGGGUAAUUCCAUGUAAUACCAAACUACACAACACACCAUCAUGUUAAAUCCAUUUUAAAAAGAAAGUUUAAACAAAAUUAUGAGUUAGUGGUUUUGAGAAGAGCCAACAGAAUUAUUUUACAAUGCCUAACUUCCUCCUACCCCCCAUGAAUGGCUAUCCAACACAUUAAAGUGGUGAGGAAAGUGGUUUUAUAAUAGCAAUUGACAUAUGGGACUUGAUUCUGUUACAUAGUUUGUCUGGGCUUUUAAAUCAAGGUUCAGGCCUAUGGUUCAUUCUAAUAGCACUUCCACUGUAAUCUUCAGACUGCACAGGAAUAACAGGAGUUAAUUUUGGGAUGAAAAAGGAAAGUGAAUGUCCCUUUCAGUGGAGCCCCAAGAACUAUGUUUACCAUAAUGAAGUGAUACUAAUGACAGGAAGGAUUAAAAAGAAAUUGCCUUUUUAAAGUAUGUAUGUUGUGCUACACAGUGUAAGUUCUACUUUUCUUCUGUAGAUCAAGAAAAGCUUUGCUCUCAAAUGUUGCGCAAACAUUUCUUCUUCAUAAAAAUGUAUUUUAGCCAUUUUGUAUUCAUUAUCCUGCUAAUCCAACUGAUUUGUAUUACUGUUAAUAAAAAAGAGAGAAAUAGGUACAAUA
Molecule: messenger RNA, 6598 nt
Organism: Caretta caretta (loggerhead turtle)
Lineage: Eukaryota; Metazoa; Chordata; Testudines; Cheloniidae
Gene: RALB
Product: RAS like proto-oncogene B
Biological process (GO): signal transduction
Cellular component (GO): membrane
Molecular function (GO): GTP binding; GTPase activity
Source: RefSeq, a predicted model, not a curated record